GCCAUGGUUCACACUGAAUUGUUUCGCAAGCUUCCUUUUUCUAAGAGGGAGGUGCCCGUGGCCAGUGGAUCUGGGUUUAUAGUGUCCGAAGAUGGACUGAUUGUGACAAAUGCCCACGUGGUGACCAACAAGCACCGGGUCAAAGUGGAGCUGAAGAGUGGCGCCACCUACGAAGCCAAAACCAAGGAUGUGGAUGAGAAGGCGGACAUUGCACUUAUCAAAAUUGACCACGAGGUAAGUGUGUUCCCCACCCGCAGAACCGAGUUCUCAGGGGCCCUGGCUAAAUGUGGCAAAACCUGGAGAGGUCACAAGACACCAGAGCUCCCCGAUUCCAAGAGAUUCUCAGGGAGAGAGCUGAGGCUGGACUGA
Ceratotherium simum simum (southern white rhinoceros) is the source of this 369-nucleotide messenger RNA. NCBI's taxonomy places the organism in Eukaryota, Metazoa, Chordata, Mammalia, Perissodactyla, Rhinocerotidae. The record is from RefSeq and is a predicted model, not a curated record.